UGGCACUUUUAUACGCAAAUAUACCAGUUGCAUUGAGUGGUGCUUUGGCUGUCCUCAUGACUGGAGUUUAUACGUAUACCACAAGGAAAACACAACCAAAAUAUCGAGCAAUUAGAUUUGCAAUUUUAGAGCUUUUUUUCUCUUUUUCAAUUCCUUUAUCAACAACUAUUGGUGGAUCUGUGCUUGCAAUGAAACCUUGGUUUCCUAGUCAACAUCGUAAUUACAUUGGCGUUUUCAUCAUUUCCAUAAUAAGUUCAGCGGUUGCAGCUCUUUGGGUGGCAAUUUUUCUCAAUGAUGCUGAAAGUUCAAAAGAAAAACUAGAUAAUAUCGAUACAUCUAAAGGCGAACAUGAUCAAGUUGGCAAACCUCACAACCCUGAAAAUGUACCAAAGAAUACAAAUAUCAUUUUAGAGAUCAUCAAUAUUCGUAAUGUUGCCAAUACACUGAACACAGCUUUCAAAAAGCGCGACCACAAUGGAAGGUUCUUUUUACUGUUCACAAUGGUUAGCAUGGCUGUUUGUCUGAUUGGUUACAUGGGUGAAAAUGCAAUCGGUUUUCAGUUUGCUCAACGAGUUUAUCACUGGAAUGCUGAAUAUUAUUCAUACAUGUCAGGAACCAUCAUUUUGAUUCCAGCACUAGUGACAACAAUCACUCCUCCAAUUUUAAUUCACAAGUUUCAUUUACAUGAUACUGCCAUAGGAAUAAUUGGAAGUGUUUCAAUUGUUGUUUACAUGUUUGUUCGUGGACUGGUUCUCAAUUCAGCUGGAUUCUUCAUCAGUACUGUUCUUGGUUCCUUGAUGGGCUUAUUACCAAUCUGUAAUCGAGCUGUUGUAGCUAGGAUCAUAAAAUACAAUGAAAUCGGCCAAAUAUAUGCAUUCUUGUCAUGCAUUGAAUCAACUGGACCUUUGAUAUCAUCCUUGUUUUUUUCAGAGUUGUUCAAUGCUACAAUUGAUGAUGCUCCUGGUUUUGUUUAUAUUGCUGCCGGAUUUGUUGUAUCAUUUACUUUGGUCCACAUGGUUUGGCUUUAUUUUACUAGAAAGACUUGGGAUUUAGUUGUAUUGGGUCAAAUGUCUCCAUCAGAUGUUCCAACUUCUUCAAAUGUUACUCAGAGAAUAGCAUCUGAAUUAGCUGUUGAUCAGAAAAAUAUUGAUAUUAAUCCAGCUCAGAUAGAAAGGCAAAAUGUCUGUGAUAUUAAUGAACAGUCUGAAGAAAUUGUAACUCGUGAGGUUUGAAUAAUGUUUGAAAGUCAAUGAGAAUCGAUGAAUUUUACUCUAAAUUGAUGUAAAUCCAAGCUUACCCCUUUCAUCAAGUCUGUGAAGGAAAAGUUUGAUAACUGGAAUUAUUGUUGAAGCUCAUUCAGAUGAACAUUUCAACUACUU
Messenger RNA from Tetranychus urticae (two-spotted spider mite), 1379 nucleotides. NCBI's taxonomy places the organism in Eukaryota, Metazoa, Arthropoda, Arachnida, Trombidiformes, Tetranychidae. The record is from RefSeq and is a predicted model, not a curated record.